GUAUUUAUUUAUUGUUUUUUUUUAUAUUAGACGUCACACAAGAUGGCUGGACUAAGUUCACAGCAUUGUUGUUCAUCUCCAAAUAAAAAAAUUUUAAUUAAAAACAUAGUUAAUUUUAUUGACAAGAUCAAUUAUAAUUAAUUUAUUUAAAAUUAAUCAAGGUAAUAAAUCAUAAAAUGUCAAUAACAUAUUAGUGUUAAUUAAAAAAUAAAUAAUUUUAAUCAUUUUAAAUUUGAGUGAUUGAGGAUGUUAUUCUAUAAUCACGGAUAUAAUAUUUGUACGUGUGUGUUUUUGGAGUAAAAAUAAAUUAAAAAAAUAAAAAAAAAAAAUACACAUAUAGUUAAUAACAAUCGUGUGUUUGUCGAUAUGUCGUCUCCAUCAUCAACUGAACAUGUUGAUGAAGAAAAUAUAAAUAAUGAAACACAACAAUCUGAAAUAACAAAUAAAACAAUAACUGAUAAAUCAUUAAUUUGUGAUAAUGAAACGGAAAUAAAUAAUGAUAAAAAAAAAUGUGUUGAUGGUAAAAGAAAACGCGAGAAUGAUGAUGAUGAUCAAGAAGACGCCAAAAUUAAAAUCAUUAAAACAAGUGUUGAAAAAGAUACAUGUACAACAUCAUCAGCACCAUCAGAUUUAUCAACUGGAUCAGGUAACAGAGAUGUUAUUGAUGAUGAAAAAAAAAGUGAUGAUAAUACAGUUGUUGUUGCUGAUCAUUAUAAUGCACUUGAAGAAAAAGGAUUAACACAAAGAUUUCAGAGUCGUAUUUUUUAUAUGAGAAAUUUUAACAACUGGAUUAAAAGCAUGUUAAUAAGUGAUUAUUUGCACAAAGUUAGACAGGGAACAAGUCAUGGUGCAAAAUUAAGAGUACUUGAUAUGUGUUGUGGUAAAGGUGGUGAUCUUUUAAAAUGGCAAAAAGCAAAUAUAUCACAUUUAAUAUGUGCUGAUAUUGCUGAUACAUCAGUUAAACAAUGUGAAUCACGUUAUAAUGAAAAUUUAAAUCGUAAAAAAAAUGAACGUGGUGGAUUUCCAUUGUUUACUGCUGAAUUUAUAACUGCUGAUUGUACAAAGGUACGUUUGAGAGAAAAAUACAAGGAUGCAAGUGUUAAACUUGAUUUGGUCAGUUGUCAAUUUGCAUUACAUUAUAGUUUUGAAACAUUACAACAAGCUGAAUGUAUGAUGCAAAAUGCCAGUGAAUGUUUAAGACCUGGUGGUUAUUUAAUUGCAACAAUUCCAGAUGCAUAUAGUUUAGUUGAUCAAUGGAAAAAAUGUGAUGGUGAUAAAUUUGGUAAUGAUGUAUAUAACAUUGAAUUUUUAUGUGAUAAAAAUAACAUUCCUUUAUUUGGUGCUAAAUAUAAUUUUCAACUUGAAAGUGUUGUUAAUUGUCCAGAAUUUCUUGUUUAUUUACCAUUAUUAAAAAAACUUGCAUACAAAUAUGGACUUGAUUUUGUAAUGUUUGAAAAAUUUGAAAAUUUUUAUGAACGUAUGAAGGAAGAAGGACGAUCAUUACUUGGACGAAUGCAGUCACUAGAAACUUAUCCACCUUAUCAUGAAUCUCCUCUACUUGGUCAACAAAGUGGUACUGAUUAUCAACACGCAAUUCAGCAUAUGCAAAAUUCAACUGGACAUAGAAAAAUUGGCACACUAUCAUUGCCCGAGUGGGAAGCAACAACACUUUAUGCAGCUGUUGCUUUUCAAAAAAUGAAAACAUCUUGGAGUGCUGAAGGUAAACCAGAAUACACAAAAUUGACAAAAUAAAAAAAAAAAUAAAUAAUAAACAAUCAAUUUAUUAUUAUUUUUUUUUUUUAACAAACGAAUCAUGUUUUUACAUUUUAUUAUUGGAAAAAUUGAUAAAUUUAAAUAAUCAUAAAAUGUGUUCAAUUUUGAAUAAUAUAAAAUAAUUAUUGUAAUAUUUCAGUUAAUAAUAAAAUGUUUUUUAAAAAGCUUUUUAAAUAUUAUUUAUAAUAUUUUUUUUUUAACUUGAAAAUAAUAAUAAACUUGUAAUAAUUGUAAAUUUUAAUACAUUUUUUUAUUAUUUAAAAAGAUAACAGUUUUAAUUAAAUAAAGAAAAAAAGAGUUAAAAAAAAAUA
Molecule: messenger RNA, 2084 nt
Organism: Aphidius gifuensis
Lineage: Eukaryota; Metazoa; Arthropoda; Insecta; Hymenoptera; Braconidae
Gene: Rnmt
Product: mRNA cap guanine-N7 methyltransferase
Exons: 7
Coding region: 367-1752 (461 amino acids)
Biological process (GO): 7-methylguanosine mRNA capping
Cellular component (GO): nucleus
Molecular function (GO): mRNA 5'-cap (guanine-N7-)-methyltransferase activity
Source: RefSeq, a predicted model, not a curated record